Molecule: messenger RNA, 1490 nt
Organism: Leucoraja erinaceus (little skate)
Lineage: Eukaryota; Metazoa; Chordata; Chondrichthyes; Rajiformes; Rajidae
Product: thioredoxin-like
Exons: 1
Coding region: 30-644 (204 amino acids)
Source: RefSeq, a predicted model, not a curated record
GCGGAAGUGAUCCGGACCGAGCCGAGCACAUGGCGGGGGCGGGCAGCACGCUGGGCAAGCCCAAGAAGGGGCAGGGCAAGAGUGCGGAGAAGAUCGCCACACAGAAGGGGCCGGCGGGCACGGCGGGAACGGCGUCGUCGACAGUGGCGGCAGCCGCGUCCCGCUCUCCCGACGCCGGCACUUCCCGCGGCAAAGCGGGCAAAGCUCCUCCUCCGCCCAAGGCCGAGUCGCUGCCGGCCACCAAGAGCGACGAGGCGGCCAAGGCCCCGAAGGCGGCGGAGAAGACGGCGCCAGAGCCGGUGGCCAAGGCAGGGGAGGGGGUGCCGCUGAGGAAGAUCAGCAGCAAGACUCAGCUGGACAAGUUCAUCAAGGACGCGGGCGAGAAGCUGGUGGUCAUCUUCUUCUCGGGCACCUGGUGCGAGACGUGUCAGAGCCUCAAGCCAUACAUGAGGGAGAUGGCCCAGGUGAACACCAACGUCGUCUUCUUCUGUGAGGUGAACGUGGACGAUUCGGAGGACACGGCAGAGGCUUGCGACAUCGUGCACAUCCCCACCUUCCAGUUCUACAAACAGGGGAAGAAAAUAGCCGAGGUGCAGGAUGACAACAAGGCAUCGGUAGAGGACAAAAUCAAGGAAUUGAAGUAGACGUUUCUCUUAAGUAAACACCCCCCCCCUUAUAUGUCAUUAGAAUUAAUUCUGAUUCAGAAACGUUCACUCGAGUGUUGCUUAUUUUACGUGCAGCCAAACCCAACUACAUUGAACGCUCCACAACCUCCUCUUCAAAGCAUCAAUGGAGUGGAACCAAACCUCCCAUUAAGAUUCAAGGCGAGGUGUUCGCUAUACCGUGAGACUGUGCCCAAAUAACUUUUUUUUCAGACAUUGAGAACGUGAGAAUCGGCAUCGAUUAGACAUUGCAAUAAACUGUCAUUGCUCAUCAUAAUCAUUGCUUCUCUCCAAACAUAUUGCACAGAGAAAAGGUCAAGUUUUUCUCUUCCAAGACCGAUUGGUAAAGAAAAUGGUUUCUGCUUUCUUUGUCUCGCCAUCUGUCACUGUACAGACCCCACUAGCAGGGUCAACAUGAGGAUUUCUCAACCCAUCUUUUCUGUAUAUAUUGUGUUAAAUCUGCAAGGUACAGUAAAUGGUGGCCAGGGCAUAUUAGAAAAGACAUUCAUUCUUUACAAUAUUUCUGUGGGAUUGGGUAUUUUGCUACACAUUACUUGUUAGAUAUUUAUUUCCAGAGAUAAAUAUUAAAUUAUUUUUUUAUUGGAGAUAGAUAAUUCAGUUUGUUCCUAUCUGGAAUAUAAAUAGAAACAUCUUCGUCAUAUCUGAUGGAAGAUAUUCUCAUAAAAUAUACUCUAGAUUGCAUUAUUAUAUAGUGAGGCAAGAAUGGGUGAAUUUGUACCAUCCUCUAUCCUAUUAUUGCAUCAGUAAUUAGUAUGACAACAUUCCUACUUAGACCAGUUUUGAUUAAAGUUUUUAAUUUAAAAUAUU